Molecule: messenger RNA, 1281 nt
Organism: Priceomyces carsonii
Lineage: Eukaryota; Fungi; Ascomycota; Pichiomycetes; Serinales; Debaryomycetaceae
Exons: 1
Coding region: 1-1281 (426 amino acids)
Biological process (GO): endocytosis; plasma membrane tubulation; actin cortical patch localization
Cellular component (GO): Rvs161p-Rvs167p complex; mating projection tip; medial cortex
Molecular function (GO): lipid binding; protein binding
Source: RefSeq, a predicted model, not a curated record
AUGGCAUCCGAAUCCACUACGAUAAAGAUUAACCAUAUAACUGCUUUGGUCUCUAAACAGCUCAGAGUGGCUGAUGAGAAGUUGAAAUGUUCAACUAAAGAACAUUUUGAUUGGAACAGUAUUAAACGAGCACCUCAGUUUUUAAAGCAAAAAGCAAAAUUAGGAUCUUGUACCAUUGACGAAGAAUUUAACGAGCAUUACGAUAAUCUUCAACUCGUAGAGAGAAAAAUGCAAACUUUGAGCAAAUAUAGCAAAAUAUUGGUUGAAAAAAAUUUACUGAUUUUGGAGACAUCAGAAUCAAUUGGGUUGGUAAUAAAAGAAUUGUUUGACCCUUAUAAUAGUUUACCAAAGUCUGUGAAACAGCAACUUGGAGCACUUCAAAGCAAUCCUAAUGCCAUGGAUAAUACAAUAUUUCUGAACAAGUCUUCGCAAUUAGUUUUUGAAGAGGAAUAUAGAUUAUGGGAGGACGCUGAAACUUAUAUCGAUUGCAUCAAAAAUAUAUAUCCAGCGAUAAAAGGUGAACUUGAGUUGAUGGGAAGAACCCUUGAUAACAAGGUCAUAGAAGUUUUACGAAUUAUCAAAAACAUAAAGAAAAAAAUCAAAAUUAGAUCUUAUGCCCUAUUAGAUUAUGACAAGGCUUUUAACUCGCAAGAAAAUUUGCUCAUCAAGCAAAAGAGUGAUGAGUUAACGAUUAAGCAAAGUCAGCAGCUUUACAAUCUAGAGAGAAAACUAGGAGAAUACAAACUGAAUUAUGAUACAAUCAAUUCUCUUUUGAAAAGAGAAUUGCCUUGCUUCUUCAAACUUGUGGAUAUGAUUUUGCAACCGAUACAGCUUAUGGUGUAUUACGUACAACUAAUGGUUUCAUAUCAGAUACAUUCGAAUCUACGUACCUUAAGGGAGACGUUUAAUAUUGACGAGAAUUCUUAUAAGGAGGUAAACUUCAACCUGAAAAUGAUUGAAGAAUUCAAUUGCAAAAAUCAGCCUGCUACAGAUAUUAUUAAUGGAUUGACAAUUGUCAACUUCAAAGAAAAUUUCUUGAAUAAUCUUGUAGACAACGGAAAUGGCUACGUAGCAGGGGAAUGCGAUGGCUCAGAAAACUUUGACCCAAGCUCGGAAUAUUGUCAGGCCCUCUUUAAUUAUAAAGGAGAAGAGAUUGGUGACAUCUCUAUAAAUACUGGAGAUAUUAUAAAAAUAAUUAACAAAGAAGGGAAUUGGUGGAAAGGUGAAAUAAAUGGGAAGGUUGGAUUAUUCCCAGGUAAUUAUGUUAAAGUGCUAAUCUGA